Molecule: messenger RNA, 1593 nt
Organism: Triticum turgidum subsp. durum (durum wheat)
Lineage: Eukaryota; Viridiplantae; Streptophyta; Magnoliopsida; Poales; Poaceae
Source: the annotation of a GenBank genome assembly
AUGGCCGCGCCGCCGCCCAAGCAGGAGGAGCUGCAGCCGCACGCCGUCCGGGACCAGCUGCCGGCCGUCUCCUACUGCCUUACCAGCCCGCCCCCAUGGCCGGAGGCCAUCCUGCUGGGCUUCCAGCACUACCUCGUCAUGCUCGGCACCACCGUCAUCAUCCCCACCGCGCUCGUCCCGCAGAUGGGCGGCGGCAACGAGGAGAAGGCGCGGGUGGUGCAGACGCUGCUCUUCGUCGCCGGGAUCAACACGCUGCUGCAGAGCUUCCUUGGCACGCGCCUCCCCGCCGUCAUCGGGGGCUCCUACACCUUCGUCGCGCCCACCAUCUCCAUCGUCCUCGCCGCCCGCUACAGCGGCAUCGCCGACCCGCACGAGAAGUUCCUCCGCACCAUGCGCGGCACGCAGGGCGCGCUCAUCGUCGCCUCCACGCUCCAGAUCAUCAUGGGCUUCAGCGGCCUCUGGCGCAUUGUCGUCAGGCUGCUGAGCCCGCUGUCGGCGGCGCCCCUCGUCGCGCUCGUCGGGUUCGGCCUCUACGAGCUUGGAUUCCCAAGUGUUGCGAAAUGCAUCGAGAUCGGUCUUCCAGAGAUCAUACUGCUGGUGGCUCUUUCCCAGUACGUACCUCAUCUGGUGCCUUUGCUGGGGACUGCAUUCGAGCGGUUCGCCGUCAUAAUGUCGGUGGCCAUCGUGUGGCUUUACGCCUUCUUCCUCACCGUCGGUGGGGCGUACAAGAAUGCUGCUCCAAAAACCCAAUUCCACUGCCGCACUGAUCGAUCUGGCCUAGUUGGGGGUGCUCCCUGGAUAACUGUGCCAUACCCAUUCCAGUGGGGAGCACCGACUUUUGAUGCUGGUGAAUGCUUUGCCAUGAUGGCAGCUGCUUUUGUUGCUCUUGUGGAGUCUACUGGUGCUUUCAUUGCGGUUUCACGGUACGCCAGUGCAACGCCAUGCCCUCCUUCUGUUAUGAGUCGCGGCAUCGGUUGGCAGGUAGGGGUUGGCAUUUUGCUGGCCGGCUUAUUUGGAACGGCUAAUGGGUGCUCUGUAUCUGUGGAAAAUGCUGGGCUGCUAGGUUUGACACGUGUUGGCAGCCGGCGUGUGGUGCAGAUUUCCGCUGGGUUUAUGCUAUUCUUCUCUAUUCUCGGGAAAUUUGGAGCUGUUUUCGCAUCAAUUCCGGGCCCAAUAAUCGCAGCCAUAUACUGUCUUCUCUUUGCAUAUGUUGGUAUGGCAGGGGUCGGGUUCCUUCAGUUUUGCAACCUCAACAGCUUCCGAACAAAAUUCAUCCUGGGAUUCUCCUUGUUCAUGGGUAUAUCGGUUCCACAGUAUUUCAAUGAGUACACCUCUGUUGCAGGCUUUGGCCCGGUACACACGCACGCAAGAUGGUUCAACGACAUGAUCAACGUGGUGUUCUCGUCGAAAGCGUUUGUCGGAGGCGCCACCGCCCUUCUCCUGGACAGCACCCUGCACAGGCACGACAGCACCGCCAGGAAGGACCGGGGCCACCAUUUCUGGGACAGGUUCAGGUCUUUCAAGACAGACCCGAGAAGCGAGGAGUUCUACUCCCUGCCCUUCAACCUCAACAAGUUCUUCCCGUCCUUCUGA